UAUUAUUCUUUUUAUUUAUCACAUAACGAGAUUUAAUUCAAUUUGUAUUUUUUUUCUUCCACCGAGUCCCCCCACUCAUUUUUUAACAUCAAACAACGGAUUAAUUUGUUUCUAACAUAUUUUUUUUUAUCUCGCGUGUCCAAGAGGAAGAAAAGAAUAAAAAAAUAAAUAAAUCGAUAAAGUCAAUACGUUUAUAAAACAAAUUAUUUCGUUAUUCUGUAUUUUUGUGUGGCUAAAAGUCAAUUUAUCUUGGAUAUUUUCAUUAGUUUAACGCAACGUGUGUAAACGUAUUUUGAGAACACGUCGGGUGUUGUUGGUUGUUGUGUUGUUUCAUUGUAUUUGUUGUUUUAGUUUUGUUUUUGUUUCUUUUUUUAUUGGUGUGGCAAAAAAGUGUGAUUUCUCGAGUGAUCGAAGGAGAAUGUGGCGGAGCCAGUGAGAGGAGAGAUCUACUUUCUCGAUAAGAUCUGUGCCGCAGAUCACGCGGCGGGGUGGGCCCGAUGCCGGUUAGGAAGGGCCUCCUCGCCCCACAAAAUACUUUCCUCGAUACAAUCGCAACACGUUUCGAUGGAACCCAUAGCAACUUUGUGUUGGGAAAUGCCCAAGUUCCGACGAUUUACCCGAUCGUUUAUUGCUCCGACGGAUUCUGCGAACUGACAGGAUUCGCGCGAGCGCAAAUCAUGCAAAAGGGUUGCGCUUGCAAAUUUCUUUACGGUGCGGAAACGAAGGAGGAGGUUAAAGCGAUGAUCGAUAAGAGCCUCGAAAGUAAAACAGAACUGAAGAUGGAAGUCGUAUUUUAUAAAAAGAAUGGAAACCCGUUCGAUUGUUUAUUGGAUAUCGUUCCAAUAAAAAACGAAAAAGGGGACGUUGUCCUGUUUUUGGCAUCCCACAAGGACAUCACACUUACGAAAAAUCUUCAGUUCUGUGAGUUGCACGAUAGUGAUGCAAAUGGAAAUCUUGAUCCUGAAGCACCACCAGCUAAUUACGGUAGAAGGAGAAGUCGUGCUGUACUCUAUCAACUUUCUGGACAUUAUAAACAGGACAAUAAACACAAGAUAAAAUUGAACAACACCCUAUUGCAUUCCACGGCACCACCAUUACCGGAGUACAAAACAUCAGCGAUUAAAAAGUCGCAAUUCAUUCUAAGUCAUUAUGGAAUUUUUAAGUCAUGCUGGGAUUGGUUGAUAUUACUAGCAACUUUCUACGUGGCAGUCGUCGUACCAUACAAUGCAAGUUUCACUAACAUCGAUAGACCAACCAUGGUUAGCGACGUUGUUGUGGAAGUUCUUUUUAUUUUAGAUAUCGUAUUGAAUUUUCGAACAACUUACGUCAGCACAAAAGGCGAGGUCGUAAGCAAUAGCAAAAGUAUCGCAGUGAACUACGUGAAGAGUUGGUUCUUUGUUGAUCUCGUAGCAGCUUUACCCUUCGAUUUUCUCUACGCUUCUGAUGUUUAUAGCAUAGAGGAAUCAAGAAACAAUAAUAUUCAUCUAGUGAAAUUGACCAGACUAUUAAGGUUGGCUCGUCUGUUACAAAAGAUUGACAGGUAUUCGCAAUAUAGUACUAUGAUCUUGACAAUGCUAAUGUUACUUUUUAUUCUGGUCGCACAUUGGUUGGCUUGUAUUUGGUAUGUCAUUGCUGAAAAAGAACGAUUGAGAAACGACAAGGAAUGGAAUCUUGGUUGGAUACAUACUUUAUCUGAACGUUUAAAAAUUCCUGUUCAUAAUAUCACCAAUACGGAAAGUUAUAUCACAGCAUUGUACUUCACUUGCAGCAGUUUAACUUCUGUCGGAUUUGGUAACGUCUCGGCUAAUACAAUUUCCGAAAAAUUUUUUUCCAUCUGUAUAAUGCUCAUAGGUGCUCUUAUGCAUGCUGUCGUAUUUGGUAACGUCACGGCAAUCAUUCAAAGAAUGUAUUCGAGAAGAUCGCUCUAUCAAACAAAAUUGCGUGACUUAGAGGAUUUUAUGGUGCUUCAUCAAAUCCCUGAGGAAUUGAAGCAACGAAUGCAAGAUUACUUUCAAACCAUGUGGUCUUUGAAUCAUGGUAUCGAUAUACACGAGACGCUGAAACAAUUUCCAGAAGAACUUAGAGGGGACGUUUCGAUGCAUUUGCAUAGAGAAAUUUUAGGUUUACCAAUAUUUGAAGCAGCCUCUCAAGGUUGUCUUAAAUUACUUUCAUUACACAUUAGAAGUAACUUUUGCGCACCAGGAGAAUAUCUCAUGCAUAAAGGGGAUGCUUUGUCAUAUAUUUAUUAUCUUUGCAAUGGUUCCAUGGAAGUUGUUCAAAACAGUAUGGUCGUUGCAAUUUUAGGAAAGGGUGACUUAGUUGGUUGCGAUAUAAACGUUCACCUGCAGCAUGGAAACAACGGAGGAGGAACUGUUGGUGGUGGAUCUGGUGGAUCCGAUGUCGUAGUAAAAUCUAGUUGCGAUGUCAAAGCUUUGACUUAUUGCGACCUAAAGUGUAUACACAUGCAAGGUCUGGUUGAAGUUCUUCGUCUUUAUCCCGAGUAUCAGCAGGAAUUUGCACAUGAUAUACAACAUGAUCUCACGUAUAAUUUACGCGAAGGUUACGAAGCCGAGCAGGAGUCAGACAUGAACGGUCCUUCAUUAACAUUACCGUCAAUUAGCGAGGAUGAUGAAAAUAUAGUUGAAGAAGGGGAAACGUCACCUCUCUCCCCGUCGAAUAAAUCGCCAUUACAUACGUCGUCUAGUCCCCGACAUGCUAAAUUCAAGGACGACUACAGAGAGGGAAGAAGAGGACCAGGUAGAGGAGUCAUCGUGAAAGGAAGGGCAGCACAAUUAAUCGCUCAAGAAUCUAUGGAAGAACAUAUUCGUGGUUCCGUAGAAAGAUUGGAUACGCAGGUUUUAACGUUGCAUCAGGAUGUAGCUACACUAAGUAGCGAAGUAAGAAAUGCCAUUCAAGCUCUACAAAUGUUAGCUUAUUCUCCCCAAAGUAACCCUAAUUUACCAAGACCAGCCAGUCGUGGAAGUGGAAUGUUAGCAAGAAGUUCCUCUCAUCCACCAGAUGCAAUCUGUUGGAACCCACCAGCUAGAUUAAUUGAUACCACAACUCAAACGGAUUGGCCAGUUGAUAUGUUUGAAGUUUGGGUUCGGGCAAAUCCCAAUCGUGUUUUAAUGAUACUAGGUCUUGAACCAGAUUCACUACUUAGGUUACAACCAUCAUCACCGACCCAGUCACCUUCUUCACCACCACCACCACCUUAUGAACCCCUAUCUCCAUUAGCAGGCACACCACCACAAUCACCGUCCCCAUCUCGUCAUGAAGAGAUUUGUGUGUUUGAAAAUGAUCACGAGGAUAGGCACGUUCUUCGAUCGUACAAAAAUUCGCACACAACAUGGAACACGGGAAAUAAGUUGUCACAUCGAUUUAGUGCCGGUGAUGCGGACAACGUUUCUUUCUAUCAAGCGUUCAACGCCCUUCAUCAACUUCCAGAAUCACGCUCCUUGAAAUUCGAGAUAUUUGAUAGCUGAGCAAAAAUAGAAGAGGAAAAUCGUCAUGAUUGUCGAAGAAUUUUCGACGAAACGUAAAAAAAAAAAAAAACAAAAGAAAAAGAAUACCUUGUCUCGUGUUUCCGGUUCGCAACGCGAUACUCACGAUACGUCAAAAUUGUGGUGGUUGAUUGGUGACUCAAAAAAAAGAAAUAAAAAAGAUAAAAAAAAAUAUUACGAUGAAAAAAAAAGAAUGCAAUACAAAAUUGAACAAAAAAAAAAUUUUUAACUUCGAACGCGGAAUAAUAUCCGCAACGUUCUGUCAAUUUUUAUCAUCGAAAUUUGGUCCCUCUUUCUCUCUCUCCCUCUAUUGAUCCUUUAUAUAUAUAU
Polistes dominula (European paper wasp) is the source of this 3833-nucleotide messenger RNA. RefSeq names its product Eag-like K[+] channel (gene Elk). Gene Ontology annotation, molecular function: voltage-gated potassium channel activity. NCBI's taxonomy places the organism in Eukaryota, Metazoa, Arthropoda, Insecta, Hymenoptera, Vespidae. Gene Ontology annotation, biological process: regulation of membrane potential; potassium ion transmembrane transport. Gene Ontology annotation, cellular component: plasma membrane. The record is from RefSeq and is a predicted model, not a curated record.